CACAUUUAACAUCCGGGAGUUUCAAUAUUCCACGACUGCAAAGUCAAGAUGGCCGCGCACUGUGUCCACAAAAUUUGGUUCUAUGUUAUUCAAGCUAUUUUACUGUUUGAGCAAGGUUCAGUUUCCAGCGAAGAGGUUCGGAUGAGACUGGUAGAGGAGCCUAUAAAUCUUGGCAACCAGCAAUGGAAUGCCCCAGCUCAGCCUAAAUCUCUUUUUCCAACAGUUCAAUUUUCAAAUUUUACAGGUCCACCACAUUUACGAAGAUUAGUAGGAAGAUGCUUUUCAUUAGUUGAAAAUGAUUACAAGUAUGAAUUAUGCCCGUUUCAAAAUGUAACACAACAUGAGCAGAGCUUAAGAUGGAACCCCUACAGUGGAAUACUGGGGAUAUACGAAGAAUGGGAUAUUGUGAAUAAUACAUUCCAGUCCAUGAUAUUCAGAGAUGGAGAUACGUGUGGACAGAAAAAUAGACAAGUUAAAGUACAACUGAAAUGCGGUACAAAGCAUGAGUUAGAACAUGUAGGGGAGCCUGUCACAUGCGAGUAUGCUAUGGUUUUCCGUACGCCACUUGUUUGCCAUGAACAUUCAUUGCUUGUUUAUCCCAAUUUGAGUGAAGAUCAACAAGCAGAGUGGAAUGAGUUAGAAGGGAGGUUGUAUAGAGAAGAAGUCACCCAACAGGGCUAUAAGAAGAUGCUGCAUACUAUCUUUGAGUCUGCAGGGUAUGUCCUAAACCCCAAACAGAGGCCCCUUCCUGCCAAACAAGAUCAUGAGACGCAUCCUGAUGAUUUCACCAGUCUGGACACAUGUAAAGACGAAUAUAGAAAACUCAACGCUGAGAUAGAAACGUUGAAAUCACAACUCGAAUCAAGACAAAAUGACCCAGACACAAAUAACUUGUAGUUGUGGUCAGCCCCAUUUGUGUUCGAUUCAUAGAAGCAGUCGGUAUGUCAGUCAACUUGGACGGUGAUUACGAUAGAGAUGAUAUCUACGAUCAGGAUUGAUAGAAAGCCGACAGUUUUUCGCAAGUCGCAACGACACCCGGUCCAUUUCCUGUGAGAAAUUCCUAUCAAAAUGUGAAGCAAACUUAUGUGGUAUUCUGAUAUUGUCACAUACAAGUACUCUCUCUUAGAGAGCUGUCGACCAGUGUGUUGUAAAUUUUUCAAUCACAAUGUGGCAGUUGGCUUUUAAUUGGUAAAUUGUCUUUCUAGUUUUUUUUUUUUGAAGUACAUCAGAAUGAUCUUUGUUGUUGUUGAUUUUUGAAUUCAUAUCCUUUAUCAUGGUAGCCUGAUUCAGACAAUAAAGUUUUAUAUUAAAAUGAAUGCAUACAUGAAUUAUAAAUUAAAAAGCAGCUUGUCAUUUUUGUAUGUGAUGAAACUCAAAGAAAACUUAUUUUACUUCUUUUACUUCACAACAUGUGUGUAGCUUAUGGAACUUCAGCCUUGGCCAGACAUUGCCAUUGAUAUUGCACAUCUAGAUAUAGAUACAUUUCUAUUUAUAAAAAUCGUGAAAUAUGUUUUUUGCCAUCUGUUACACGCUUUUGAUGUUAAUGUACAUCGUACACCAUAUACAAAACAGUUUGUAUAACUCUUUUAAAACAUUUGUAUAAUGUCUUUUACUCCUUCUUUUGAUGCCUCCGCAUGUCAGGCACUCAAAGGUCAAAGGUCACGGGUCAAUAUAAAUGUGCUAAAAUAUUGUGCUAGUGCAUAUUACUUCAUCAAAAUUAGGCAGGGUCUGCAAAUGAGGGCUACCUCCUUUAAUCCAAUAAUUAAAAAAUACUGAUUAUGUUGCAGGUGGAGGCAUAUAUUUGACUGCGUGGAGUCGAUUUUUAAUAUUUUCUUCUUUUAUGUACUAAGUGUAGCUGUAUUUUAGCAUAAUAUCAUUGAAUACUAGCAUGGCUCUUUAGGCUAUUGAAUCCUUACUGUGAACAGAAUAAGAAAUCAGAAAUUAACAGAGAUGUGUAAUAAAAUUCUUCAGCUUUGUGCAUCAUGGAGCAUUGGCAAAUUUACAAGUGAAUGUACAUACUCUUUUUUUUUUAAUGCUUGUAUUAUCUAGAUGGUAAGAAUAAUGGAUAAGAUCGUUAUUACAUUUCUUGGUGGAAAAACAAAAAAUUAAUCAAUUUGUGUCCAAGAAUCCAAUCACAUUCUGAGACAUUGAAAGAAAAAAAGACUAGAUUUUUCUUGUUUGAAACACUGAACUCUUGCAAUUUCUUGGAAUGGUACACAGAAUGAUAUUUAUCAUUUGUGAUUAUAAAGCUGGUCAAGGUGCUUUUGUGUUUUUCGUAAACAACAGUUUUUAAUCAACAAAUUGAAGUGUCAAAUCCAUGCUAAUGAGAUAUGCUAUGUUACAUGAUAUGU
Molecule: messenger RNA, 2351 nt
Organism: Strongylocentrotus purpuratus (purple sea urchin)
Lineage: Eukaryota; Metazoa; Echinodermata; Echinoidea; Camarodonta; Strongylocentrotidae
Product: N-acetylglucosamine-1-phosphotransferase subunit gamma-like
Exons: 12
Coding region: 49-897 (282 amino acids)
Cellular component (GO): Golgi apparatus
Source: RefSeq, a predicted model, not a curated record